Messenger RNA from Rhagoletis pomonella (apple maggot), 482 nucleotides. RefSeq lists its product as uncharacterized. The record is from RefSeq and is a predicted model, not a curated record. Lineage: Eukaryota; Metazoa; Arthropoda; Insecta; Diptera; Tephritidae.
GUAUUACCGGCUUAUGGUGGCUUAAUUGCUGUCAAAUGAAUGCGAAUUUUUGCAAUGAUGAGUUCUUUGAUCGGAAUUUGUUUACUGUUUUUCGCAAGGAUAGAGACAGUACUGCGACAGAUACCUCUCGGGGGGGCGGUGUUCUUGUUGCUGUAAAAAGUGGCAUAAGCGCCGCUGUCGUUACCCUAAAAAAAGCUGAUUCUCAACUCGACCAGCUAUGUGUAUCUAUCGAUGGUGAUAGGGCGAAGUUAAUCAUUUUUGUAUCGUAUAUACCACCUAAUGGUUCAGAGAAACUAUACCGUGAUCAUGUAGAUAAUGUUUUAGAUUUAUCACUUGCUAAUAAGGAAGCCCAAUUCUGUAUUCUGGGUGACUAUAAUCUUAGCAAAAUUAUAUGGUCAUGCCUUUUGGACGAUACAGUGCUUAUUCCUAGUAAUGUGUAUUGCCCCAGUGAAAUUUAUUUAAUCGAUGGUUUCUUUAGCUUA